Messenger RNA from Acanthosepion pharaonis, 837 nucleotides. NCBI's taxonomy places the organism in Eukaryota, Metazoa, Mollusca, Cephalopoda, Sepiida, Sepiidae. The record is from the annotation of a GenBank genome assembly.
AUGAAGUUAUCUAUCUAUCUAUCUAUCUAUCUAUCUAUCUAUCUAUGCCAUGCUAUUCAUAUCUAUCUAUCUAUCUAUCUAUCUAUCUAUCUAUCUAUCUAUCUAUGUCAGUCUAUUCGUAUCUAUCUAUCUAUCUAUGCUAGUCUAAUCAUAAUUAUCUAUCUAUCUAUCUAUCUAUCUAUCUUUCUAUCUAUGUCAGUCUAUUCAUAUCUAUCUAUCUAUCUAUCUAUCUAUCUAUCUAUCUAUCUAUCUAUCUAUGCCAUGCUAUUCAUAUCUAUCUAUCUAUCUAUGUCAGUCUAUUCGUAUCUAUCUAUCAAUCUAUCUAUCUAUCUAUAUAUCUAUCUAUGCUAUCUAAUCAUAUCUAUCUAUCUAUCUAUCUAUCUAUCUAUCUAUCUAUCUAUCUAUCUAUCUAUCUAUCUAUCUAAAUGUCUAUGUCAUGCUAUUCAUAUCUAUCUAUCUAUCUAUCUAUCUAUCUAUCUAUGUCAGUCUAUUCAUAUCUAUCUAUCUAUCUAUCUAUCUAUCUAUCUAUCUAUCUAUCUAUCUAUGCCAUGCUAUUCAUAUUCAUCUAUGUAUCUCAGUUUGUUCACAUCUAUCUAUCUUCUAUCUAUCUAUCUAUCUAUCUAUCUAUCUAUCGUAGUCUGUUCAUUAUCUGUCUAUGUCUGUUCAUAUCUAUCUUCGAUAUCCAAGGCUGCCAGUGAUGUAUGGCAAUUCUUAUAUCUAUCUAUCUAUCUAUCUAUCUAUCUAUCUAUCUAUCUAUCUAUCUAUCUAAUUCUGCUUAAUAUCUACCUAUCUAUUGAUCUGAUUCUGGACAACUAUCUAUUUAUCUAUCUUCCCUAG